Molecule: messenger RNA, 2307 nt
Organism: Nipponia nippon (crested ibis)
Lineage: Eukaryota; Metazoa; Chordata; Aves; Pelecaniformes; Threskiornithidae
Source: RefSeq, a predicted model, not a curated record
GGUGUGAUGGACAGGUAGCAGAAGAUCUCACUUUGAUAUCAGGGAAUCAGAAUGACCGAGUGCUUCCUGCCUCCCACUAGCAGCCCCAGUGAACACCGUCGGGUAGAACACAGUGGGGGUCUUGCUCGUACUCCCAGCUCUGAAGAAAUCAGUCCUACAAAAUUCCCUGGAUUGUACCGCACCGGUGAGCCUUCACCACCUCAUGACAGCUUGCAUGAGCCUCCAGAUAUAGUAUCCGAUGAUGAAAAGGAGCAUGGGAAGAAGAAAGGAAAAUUUAAGAAGAAAGAAAAAAGAACGGAAGGUUAUGCUGCAUUUCAAGAGGACAGUUCCGGUGAUGAAGCUGAAAGUCCUUCAAAGUUGAAGCGGUCCAAGGGAAUACAUGUCUUCAAGAAACCCAGCUUUUCCAAAAAAAAGGAAAAGGAUUUUAAAAUAAAAGAGAAACCCAAAGAUGAAAAACACAAGGAAGACAAACAUAAAGAUGACAAACAUAAAGAGAAGAAGUCAAAAGACUUAACUGCAGCAGAUGUUGUAAAACAGUGGAAAGAGAAGAAGAAAAAGAAGAAACCAAUUCAGGAGACAGAGAUACCUCAAGUGGAUGUUCCGAGUCAUAGACCCGUGUUUGGCAUUCCUUUGUCUGAUGCGGUAGACAGGACCAUGAUGUAUGAUGGCAUCCGCCUGCCAGCAGUUUUCCGUGAAUGUAUAGAUUACGUAGAGAAGUAUGGCAUGAAAUGUGAAGGCAUCUACAGAGUUUCAGGAAUAAAAUCAAAAGUUGAUGAGCUAAAAGCAGCCUAUGAUCGAGAAGAAUCUCCCAACUUGGAAGAAUACGAGCCCAAUACAGUAGCCAGCUUGCUGAAACAGUACCUACGAGAACUGCCUGAAAAUUUGCUUACCAAAGAGCUAAUGCCCCGCUUUGAAGAUGCUUGUGGGAAGAGCACAGAAGCUGAGAAAGUCCAGGAGUGCCAGAGGUUGCUGAAGGAGUUGCCAGAGUGUAACCAUCUCCUGAUUUCUUGGCUGAUUGUGCAUAUGGACCAUGUUAUUGCAAAGGAACUGGAAACAAAAAUGAACAUCCAGAAUAUUUCCAUAGUGCUCAGCCCUACUGUCCAGAUCAGCAACCGCGUCCUGUAUGUGUUUUUUACACAUGUUCAAGAGUUCUUUGGGAAUGUGACCCUAAAGCAGGUGACAAAACCUCUUCGCUGGUCAAAUAUGGCAACAAUGCCAGCGCUUCCAGAAACACAAGAAAGCAUCAAAGAAGAAAUCAGGCGACAGGAGUUCCUACUGAACUGUUUACACAGAGACUUGCAGGCAGGGAUAAAAGACUUAUCCAAAGAAGAGAGACUCUGGGAGGUGCAAAGAAUUUUAACAGCUCUUAAGAGGAAACUAAGAGAAGCUAAGAGACAGGAGUGUGAAACAAAGAUUGCACAAGAAAUUGCUAGCCUUUCAAAGGAGGAUGUCUCCAAAGAAGAAAUGAAUGAGAACGAAGAAGUUAUAAAUAUUCUGCUUGCACAGGAGAACGAGAUUUUAACAGAACAAGAGGAACUGCUGGCCAUGGAGCAGUUUCUGCGGAGACAGAUUGCCUCGGAGAAGGAAGAAAUAGAUCGCCUUCGAGCAGAAAUAGCUGAAAUACAAAGUCGCCAGCAGCAUGGCCGAAGUGAAACUGAAGAAUAUUCUUCCGAGAGCGAAAGCGAGAGCGAAGAUGAGGAGGAACUGCAGGUCAUCCUGGAAGAUUUGCAGAGGCAGAAUGAGGAACUGGAGAUAAAGAACAAUCACCUGAACCAAGCGAUUCACGAGGAGCGAGAGGCCAUCAUAGAGCUGCGAGUGCAGCUCCGACUGCUGCAGCGCGCUAAAUCGGAGCAGCAGGUGCAGGAAGAAGAGGAGCCAGAGAAACGCGGGGGGAUUUCUCAGCAGCAAAGAGACAGUGUCCUGGAGACAAAAGCAGCCAAAGAGCAGCCAAAAGCAAGCAAGGAGCAGCAAGUCAAGCCAUCGCCAAGUAAGGACAGGAAAGAAACUCCAAUUUGAUCCGGCUCCUUGAAUAUGCAUAAAAAUCAACUGAACUGUGCAAAUUACUGUAAUUUGAGUCAAACUGCACAAAUUAUUGCUGGCUGUGUACAUUCUGUAAAGAACCUUUACUUUUAAGCCCUGGAGACUUUUGUCUCCAGUACUUGCGGCUUCUACUCAUCAGACUCAGGUGAGUUUGGAGAGGCCAGAAGAGUUUUCCGGUUAGUAUCAGAUUAUUUCAAGACUGGUUCCUUCAGGUGAUUUAAAAUAAUUCAGUAACAAGUCUUAUUUUAAACCAAAAUCAUUAUUUAC